This is a messenger RNA of Cyclopterus lumpus (lumpfish), 5700 nucleotides long. It is a transcript of the gene nfe2l1a, whose product is annotated as nuclear factor, erythroid 2-like 1a. Gene Ontology annotation, biological process: regulation of transcription by RNA polymerase II. Gene Ontology annotation, cellular component: nucleus. Lineage: Eukaryota; Metazoa; Chordata; Actinopteri; Perciformes; Cyclopteridae. The record is from RefSeq and is a predicted model, not a curated record. The transcript is spliced from 8 exons. Gene Ontology annotation, molecular function: DNA-binding transcription factor activity, RNA polymerase II-specific; RNA polymerase II cis-regulatory region sequence-specific DNA binding. Bases 525 to 3032 code for a protein of 835 amino acids.
ACGUCAUCACCGGGUGUCGCUUUAUAUAGUCCCGCCCUCCCCGCAGGACCGGAGAACAGACUGAAACCGAGAUAGAGCAUAGCGCGCGCAGCUGAGCACUCUGAGCUGGAUAAAAAUAACAUUGCAUGAAGUUUUCACUGAAGAGCAACAAGGACUUUUCGGACGAAUCUGGAAAAGUUUCACUGUCAAUCUUGGUUUAUAGAUACUUGGAACCCGAUCAGUCGUAGUGAGAGAAGAAUUCCGUCUUUUACACUGAGCAGCUCCAGCGGAGGAGUUGGGUGUAACCGUCUUCUCUACGGGUACAUUACCAAGUCUUCCCAACCAGAGAGGGGAAGUGAAUAAUUUCCCAAUCAGGUAAUUUAGUGUACCCAAAGGUCUUUUUCUUUGGAGCCUUCUCCUUCCUCAGGGAGGUCAGCGCUCCCUGACAAAUCUUCUUGGGACUUAAAGACAGUUGAGACACCCCCUUGCGGUGGUGACUGGGCUGAGCUCCAGACCCUUUGCCUGUUCUCUGACGAACAAAGACCAUGCUGCACCUGAAGAAAUACUUAACGGAGGGCCUCAUCCAGAUGGCCAUCCUGCUCAGCCUGUGCGGGGUGAGGAUCGACGUGGGACUGGAGCCCUAUCUGCCUCCCUCGUUGCACGAGAUAAUCUUGGGUCCGACCUCUGUGCUGACCCAGACGCAGUUCCACAACCUCCGCAACCGCCUGGGGGACGGCCAAGACCUGCACCCCAAGAGCGUGGACCUGGACGACUUCUUUACGACGCGAAGGCUGCUGGGCUGGGUCCACUCUCUGGACAGACUACAGGUCCCUCAAGCAGAACUGGAGACAUGGCCGGUCCAGCGGGAGCCAGAUCCUCUUCCCAUAGUUUGUCCAGACCUACUGGAAAGAGCCCCUGCUGGGGUAGAAAGAGGCCGCCCUGCCCCACCUGUGGAAUCCAGAGCUGGACUUGGUACCUUCCAGGAGGAGGAAGAGGAUAAAGAGACUUUGUUCUCCCUUCAGGAGUGUUUCAGACUGUUGGAGGAAACCUAUGACGUCACAGAAGAACAACAGUUACAUGAUGUUGGUGGGAUAAGGGGAGAUCUGGAGUGUCAACCACCAGGCAGGGAGCCCCUGUUGUCCCAUAUCACCCCACCUGGCAACUCUUCCUUGGACCUGGAGCUCCAUUGGCAGGACCUGUUGGCUAUCUUGGACCCUGAGAACACAAAUGUUGACAUGAUGACUUCAUUUGACGAGAUCCAAAAUUCAAGAUUAACUGAGAGCCUUCAGGGUGUUGGGUCUGAAGCUCCGCGCCAAAAUUGUAACAACCAUAACAGCAGCAUAACAGAGGCUGAGCUGGAGGUCGUUUUAAUGGAGACCCCCUUGCAGCACGGUUUGUUGGGGCCUCCAAGGUACUCAGAGCAAGACCCACCCCUGCUUCCCCUCACACCCAGUGCAGAGUUGGAUGACAACAUUUCAGCAAGGGACACUUUGAAAAACUCUGACGUGAAUCCCUCGCACAGUCUUCCAGACCACUCACAUCUGUUUGCCCAAGAUCCUUCAGAAGAUUUCUACGUGGGACUAAAUGCAGAUGAUAACUCUAGUACCCUCAACAUAAAUCUGCUAACACAUGGUCUUGUGGAUACCAUGGAAGGCAGUCCGUGUUCACAGUAUGCUCCCCAUCACAACAGCCUUCCUAGCUUUGAUGCUAACUUCCAUUCACGUGACUUGACACCUUCCAGUUUCACCCCAUCUCCUGAGGGGAAUGGUAUGACUCAAGACCCUCUGACAUCUCUCUCCGGUUUCUUUCUGGUCGACGAAGAGGAGGGUGUCAAUGAUGAAGAUGGUCUCCCUGGCCCACUUUGUGACCUAGAGGAUGAUGUCAUCUUGGAUGAGAUGAGAUUGUUGGACCUGACUCUGGAUGAAGGAUUCAGCCCUGAAAUGGCAACCAGGCUGGAGGAGGAGGGUUUCCUUGGGAGUGAAAUCAGCCGACAAGAAACUGGGAGAGAUGUGGACCACUCAGGCUCCGACGUCACGAUCACGGAAGAUCAGGGUCAACCAAGAAGACAUCAGCAAGACGACUCAGGUGAGGCAGGCUCAGACUCUGGUCUUUCUCUGGACUUCAGCCGCAGUCCUGCUUCUCCAUGUGCUUCUGAGGCCUCCUCAUAUUCCUCUUCCUCAACCUCCUCUUCAUCUUGUAUGUCGGCUGUGGGAAGUCCCUUCUCUGAAGACGAGGACGAAGACACUGAGGAAGGGUUAGUUGGUUCAGAUAUGGAGGUGACCAUAAAGCAGGAGGAGCUGGAAGAGGAGGAGUUGGGGGCAGUCGGAGGAGGGUACCCUGAAGAUGUGAAGAAACCCUUCGCUCCCAACUAUGGGGAUCACAAGCUGUAUAAUGGCUUUUCUGGGCUGGAGCAUAUCGGCCACGAUCACACAUACGACCAGCCCUGGUCGUCCGCCUCCUCUCCAUCCCAUGGCAAGAUGUCAACCAAAUCCUCCUUGCAACAUGACGAUGCUAAGCCUUACCACCGCUCCUCUUCCAGACACAUCUCCGAGACCAAAAUGUGGAGCCGGGAUGAACGCCGUGCUCGAGCCCGCAAGAUCCCUUUCUCCAUAGAAGUGAUGGUUAAUCUGCCAGUGGAGGAGUUUAAUGACCUACUGGCCAAUUACCAGCUCAGUGAGGAACAGCUUGCACUCAUCAGGGACAUACGACGCCGUGGUAAGAACAAAAUUGCAGCCCAGAACUGCAGGAAGAGGAAACUGGACGUGCUGUACGAAAUGGAAGACAAUGUUACAGGUUUGAGACGUCACCAUUCACGGCUGCUCCGAGAGAAACAGGAAGCCCUGAGAAACUUGCAGGAAAUGAAGCGCCAACUGGGCGUGAUGUACCAGGAUGUCUUUUCCAGGCUGAGGGACGAGGAGGGGAUGCCGUUGAACGCUAUGGAGUACCUGCUUAAUUUUGAGUCCGAUGGCAGCGUCUCGGUAGCUUCACGCCAACAAAGGGCAGCGCUGCCACUGACGAAAACCAGCAAGAAACAGAGGGACAAGAAGAAGUGAGGAGGUGGACAAGCCAGCCAUAUUCUGGCUUCAGAAGCUUUGGGCAUUAACAGGAUUGUGGUCUGACCACACAAAAAAGCAGAAAAUACUGAUGCAGUGGUAGAUGAAGGAACACAGGAAUUCUUGAUCUGGUGUCAGUGGAAGGUGCUGAAAGGUACCAUGAAAUCCUCACACGCCCAAAUAGAUAUGCCCAAUAGUGAUGUUUUUUUAUUUAAAGAUAUAGUGGGUUGCCCUCGAUGGACUGGCGGCCUGUCCAGGGUGUCCCCUGCCUUCGCCCUAUGUCAGCUGGGAUAGGCUCCAGCGCCCCCGCGACCCUAAUGAGGAUAAGCGGUAUUGAAAAUGGAUGGAUGGAUGGAUAUAGUGGGUGGCUGGAUGAACAGGAUAUCAAGACAGAAAACAGAGAUGGUCUUUGAAAAAGGUGGUGAUCAUAAGGGGUUUGAUCCAUUCUUCAUUCUAAAUCAUUUCUACACUGUAAAAGGACUUGGGUUCAACUAUUGUAAAACUCAAAACACCUCUGAGGUACACCUACCCUACUACAUAUUGGGAUGAAAACAUCAAACUAGGGAUGACCAGUGACCAGCACUUUAAAAUGUGAGUUCAAUGCCGCUGCACAAUGCUGCUUGAACAUACUGAGCUGAACAAGACAGCCGAGGCUGGAUCCUGGCUGUCUGCUGAUGUCGCCCCUGGACCAUUGGGAAAGGGUUGCUGGAACAAAAAAAAGGGAAGUUGUGAUCAUGCCCCCUUGAGCUGGCACUCAAAAGCACUUCAGCAGUCUAAAGACAGUGGGUCAAGGGGAUCAACCCUGUGUAUGUAGAGUUUACUAAAUGAACUGUGCUAUUCGCCAAAGCUUCUCCAGUCAUCUACAGCAAAAGACUUCAAAAUUCUACUGAGAGAGGAAAUAUGCCACCAUGGCAAUUUUUCUGGAAGUCUUGGAUUAGCAGAUAUAAAUUAAGACGGGCUUCACGUCUGGCAGUUUUCCUUGAAAUUGCCCCUCUUGCCACUUGACUGACUUUGAUGGUAUAAAAGACAAUUCACAAACAGCAAAACCUUUUUUGUCUAUAUAAGCUAUAAUUUGGUGGAUGGGGCACUUGGUGCUCUGCUCUGUUUCACACCUGUGCACACCUGGCCAGAAACUAACCAGAAGAUCCAAUACAUCCGUCUGUUCUGAAUAUGAGUUAUUGACUGAGGAGUAUGGGGGGGGCCUGCAUUGAUUUUUUUAUUGAUUUUUACAUUCUAAAAGCAUUAUAGCAAUGGGUUUUACCUGUGCUUUUUUAGUAUAUAUUUUUACAUUUUUGUAUGUAUUUUCAACACACCUGUGAAGCUGUAGAACUCAUAUUGUCUACUUAAAAUAAGAUGUUGGGAAGCUGUAUUCCAAAUGUAGCUCAAGGGAAGGCCAGCCAAAUGCAAAACACAGGAUUAUCAAAUCUUAAAUACAUGGGUCAACCAUGUCAACCAACAGUCUCUUUUUUUUCCUUUCUAUGGAAAAGGGUAUUUCCUUACUUAGCUAGCUAGCAAACAAUCUCCUAUUUAUUUAGGGACUACAGAGUGAACCUCUUUUAUAGCCUUCUCACUAGGCCCCAAAUGCACACACAAAUGUAUUUAUUUAUAUAUUUUAAUUUAGGCAAGCAUCUAAAACUGGGAUUUACUUAAUAGAGCUCAGUUUUUAUUUUAUUUUGCAAGGAGCUCCGCUUAAUUUUAAACCUUGUUUUGCGAAACUCUGAUUGGAACUAACUUAGAUCCAAUGGAUCCUUGUUGGUGCUGCCCAACAUUUUAACAACUUGCAUUGAGUUUCCUCGCUGAACCGUCUCUUAACUAUAACGCUCAAUUGGUUGAGUCCGUCCUUUAACUUUAUCCAUGGAACUUGGUUAUUGUUGCUCAAGCCAUUUUAAGAAGGCAACUAUCUUUAAAAAAGCUAAAACUCCUCAAGUGUGCUCAUAGCUAGUACUUGAUCACAUUUAAAAUGUGGAGUUUAAAGGGUUGGUGCAACAGAAUUGAACUGAAUCGAGGUUUAGAAUAAAAAGGCGGUUUGAAAUCGUUAAACUAGUUUUAAACUUUGGUGCAGCAUGAUUUUAAUCUGGUUUAAAAGGUAAUCCUUGUUGGUGCAACCCAGGCCUCACGGUUUUAAGAGUGGUAGGUCAAAAUGUAUGUCAAAUGCCCCAAAUGCAUAUGAAUGUACCUUCAGUUGAUGCUGUAAAAAAAGAGAGGACAAGUUGGGUUUCCAAGACCGGUAACUCUGGAUUCACACAUUUCUCAGAUCUCAGAUUUUUUUUAAUUGUAUCACAUAGGGAUGUCCCCCUCUGGUGGCUGUGAACAUGGCUGAGUAAGACGGAGCUCCAGAGAUUCUGAUGACUAUCAGCAGAAGGUUGACCUCUAAUGUUGACCUCUUGAUGCUCAUACAUAUAAUAAGUAUAUUUCUCAGGAAUGAGGGCAGGCUGAAGAACAUGUAGUCAGACCUCUGACAAACGGAUUUAAUUCGUAAUGAUGUUGAACUCUUUUCAACCAACGAGAUCAUGUCCUUCACAUGUAUGAAGACCAGUAACAACCCUCCGAUCACUACCACUGAUGGAACAAGCUUAUAUUAUCCAAGAGUUUACAUUUUGUGCUUGCUGCUAUUCAAGGAUGUGGGACCUUGUCCUCUGUAAUAGAACAAAAUAAAAAAUUAAUUGCA